Molecule: messenger RNA, 1236 nt
Organism: Cyclospora cayetanensis
Lineage: Eukaryota; Apicomplexa; Conoidasida; Eucoccidiorida; Eimeriidae
Exons: 10
Coding region: 1-1236 (411 amino acids)
Biological process (GO): cellular response to hypoxia
Molecular function (GO): ferrous iron binding; peptidyl-proline dioxygenase activity
Source: RefSeq, a predicted model, not a curated record
AUGGGAGAUAGUACAGUCUUGGAAGGAGGGAAGGAGGUGUGCAGCUCAAAUGCUGCGCCUCCUGGAGGACGGAAGGGUCGUGUUUCAAAGGAACCAUCAGGGGAUUCGAAGAUGAGUGACAGCAACAGCAACUGCAACGAGAGCAACGGCGUGAGUGACAGCAGCAGCAGCAGCAGCAGCCUCCGAAAAGUAUGGACUAAAGAAAUGGAAGAGGUGAUGGUUGAUGCAUGCAUGCGAGCUUUGAAUUACAGCGCAAGACGCGAUUUAGAGCGUCGUGUUAGAUCUGGAACUGGCACGGAGGCGCGCGCUGGAGAGCAGAGUUGCUGCAGCGCUGCUACUCAUCAGGAAACUCAGGGAACGGCUGAAAAAUGUCAGGAUAGCUGCAGCAGCAGCUGCCACACGCAUGCUUCUGCACAUACAGCGGGAGCUGCUGCCGCGUCUGCAGCUCCUGCAUACCGCUUUUGCAAGGAUCCUGCCGACGUCAUUGGCGCACGUUUGGAUGACUGGACUUCUAGAGAUCGAAUCAAAAGUCUGCUUCCAGCUGUCUGCGAACGCGCAGCGAAGGUGUACAGCAACGUCGUCGGAAAAGGGCAUAAAGAUGGUCUUACUCUCGAGCGAGGCAGCGAGGAAGACCGUCAUUUGCACGAAGAAAUUCUCAAAGAGGCGCUCCUAAGGGAAACGCAAUUCAGAGUCAACCAAGAGAUGCGACAAGAGCAGCUUCUGGAUAGCCGCGAAGGCGGCUUGCUUGCUAAUCCUUCUGCUUACGAUGAGGGGCCACUAAGUUAUCUGCGAUCUGAAACCAUACGCGAUUUAAUGGUGGAAGGCGUUGCCGUUCAACAUGGCUUCGUUGGAGAGGCGAUGAGGAGGCAGUGCUUGAAGGAGCUGGAACUGCUGGAUUUCGACGGACGGUUCAAUGAAGUCUUUCAGCAAAGCGUCUUGGACGUUCGGAAAGACUUCAUGUGCUGGAUGGCACUUUCGGAUCUCGACAGAGAAAAUCAACAGGGACUGCGCCAUCUGCUGAAGUGUCUGUUUGCACUUCCGUUUGAACUCAACAAAAAGGCAAACCUCUGUCUUCAGGUGGGGUGGGUGGUACAAAUGUCAGUGUUUCCCCCUGCCUCCUUCUACCGCAUGCAUUCGGACGGAGGCUUCUCGCAAGAGCGAAACAACGGACGCAAAAUAACCGCUAUUUACUAUCCGAAUGCCAAGGAUUGGCAAGUACGCCAGCUAGCUAGCUAG